Messenger RNA from Penicillium argentinense, 2283 nucleotides. Its product is annotated as PalH/RIM21 family protein. The record is from RefSeq and is a predicted model, not a curated record. Gene Ontology annotation, biological process: cellular response to pH. The transcript has 2 exons. The coding region runs from base 1 to 2283 and encodes 760 amino acids. NCBI's taxonomy places the organism in Eukaryota, Fungi, Ascomycota, Eurotiomycetes, Eurotiales, Aspergillaceae. Gene Ontology annotation, cellular component: plasma membrane.
AUGGGCGAUGAGCCACCCCGUGUGACUCCCCGCCAGAUUUGGGCGAACCCGACGACGACAUCGACUCAAACAUAUGCGUCGGGAUGUACGCCAUUUGUCCUGCCCAGCGAUGGGAUUUUGCAUGUGAAUAAUUCAUAUACCAUGACGCUGACCGAAAACGCCGUCUACGAACCCGUUUGCACCGGCGAUCCGCAAGAUUACGCCCAUGUCUCCGCUGUUCUUGAUACUCGCGAUCCGUUCUAUUCCUCCGUUACGCCACAGCUCUACGCCAUCGGCUGUGCAACAGUCGUCAGUUAUGUCCUUGUCAUAAUACUCCUAAUCACCCCGCGUACAUUCUACGUUGGCGGCCCUGGCGGCGGGGCUAACUUCCUUGGUCGCCAUGGGAUGAUCAGUGGCUCAUACAGCGGGAAUUCCUCGGUUGUUGGAGUUGGCGGCCGUCCCUGGCUGCAGAAAGUGGCUGCUAUUCUCGUUGCGAUCUCUCUGACGAUUGCGACAGUGGAUUCGUUCAAGGUUGCAGAGCGCCAGUAUGAGUAUGGAUACUCAGAUGCCGAGGCACUUUCCGAAGAAGUGAUUGAUGGCUUGGAGAUUCGGAUUGUCCGCGUUAUCUCGAGCACCUUUCUGUGGCUGGCGCAGGUCCAAACGUUGAUUCGAUUGUUUCCGCGACACAAGGAGAAAGUCAUGAUCAAGUGGGCUGGGUUUGCACUGAUUGUGUUGGACACGACAUUCAGUAUCCUGGAGAAUUUCUGGUUCCGGAACACCUCGACACAUCCCCGAUUAUACGACGACGCGAUUCCUGCACUGAGCUAUCUAUUCGAACUGGCCCUCAAUCUACUCUACGCUGCCUGGGUGAUCUUCUACUCGAUUUCGAAACACAGGUUUGCAUUUUUCCACCCCAAGAUGCGCAAUAUCGCCCUUGUGGCCCUAUUAUCCUACUGCGCCAUCUUGAUACCUGUCGUCUUUUUCGUCUUGGAUAUCGCGAGACCGGAAAUUGCUGGGUGGGGUACAUACAUUCGUUGGGUGGGAUCCGCCGCGGCCAGUGUAGUGGUAUGGGAGUGGGUGGAACGCAUAGAAGCGCUUGAACGUGACGAAACGAAGGAUGGGAUCCUCGGCAGAGAGGUAUUCGAUGGCGACGAAAUGCUGGAGGUGACUCCGUCAGAGGAAGUUGACUGGCCGCGCUACUCAUCGCACGGGCACGACAAAGGAGGCGGACACGGCGCAUCAUCAGGAUGGGGUGGAGUCAUGGGCCUGGGCCAUCGGCCACUACGAACUCGAGUCGGCAUCCCUCGUGGAAACCGCAAUCGCAACGCUGGUGGCUUAUUGCCAAACGCAAACAAUGCCGCUCCUCGUGCAAGUCACAACCGUCCUACUCCACCACCCGCUGUCAUGACUCCGGUUAGCCGGGCUGACACCACUAGUGCGGCGAGCACAGUGUAUAAUGUUCGAUACCACCCAGUCUCCAGCCCUACGCCUCCAGUGGCGAUGCCACAUAUGGCGGAAGAAGAUGAAAUGGACGAAGCCAAGGAACUUGAAGUCGAAGGCAGACAGAGUACCAGCGGCGCAGAACACAACCCUUCAGCGGAUCCCAGAGAACAAUCACCUCCGAUUGUUCACAACGAUCCACGCUGGCGAGCUCUGUUCAAUCCCUUCAAGCGAAGACGUGCAUCGUUACCAAAAGAAGUUGCUUUCGCACAAGCUGGCGAGGAGGACGUCGCUCAGAAUGAGUCCGAAUCAUCAUCAUCUGAUGAUGAUGGACAUGAGCCAGAAGCACAAGCCCAGCAGCAACAGAGAGGACACAAUUUUUUCUCGCGUCAUCGGAAAGGUUUCCAAAGCUCUGGACAGCAGAGUGGAGUUGCCCCGCUUCCUGUCACAGUUAUCCCAGCUCGUCGGCGUGGUCAGCAUACCUGGUCCCCUCAGAACCGACUGCUAGACUCAAGUAGCACCCAUCAUGAGCCGCGCGCUAGCCAGGCCAGUCAAGUCAGUCACGAGCCCCGAAUCACCCGCCCCGACCUGCCGGUGCGGGUCAUUCCUUCUCAGCCACAGGCCUCUGCUCCAUGGAGCGAUGCGGACCUGGAGAAUGGAGAUGGAGACUACACUUUGCGAUACGACCCUGAAGCGGCAGCCUUGAUUGACGAGGAUGUGGGCCCUGGCUCUCAUCGCAAUGAGCAGACUGUCAUUGCCGAUCACGCCAGCUGGACGGAGACAACCGUCUCCGAGGACCGGGACAAUGCACGCUCUCCACAUGCUGAGUUGCAUCAACCCGCCCAUCGCCAGGCAUCGUCCUGA